AUGACUAUUUAUAAUUUUUACUUAUUCAAUCGAGAUGGAACUUGCAUUUUUUACAAAGAAUGGAGAAGAGAUAAGCAAUCUGGAAUGGCCAAAAGCGAGGAGUUUAAACUAAUGUUCGGAAUGCUAGUUUCGCUUCGCUCAUUCUCGGAGCGACUUUCAAGUAAGGAUGGACAUCAGCUGGUUCGCUAUUUCAAAACGUCCUCAUAUCGCUUGAAUUAUAUGGAAACACCCACUGGUUUAAAAAUGGUAAUGAAUACCGAUCCAUCGGCUGUUGGUAUUCCUGAGCUAAUACGAUCUAUCUAUCAGGUAACGAAGUUGCUAGCGUUUAUAUCAUCCGUGCUUUCCAGAAUGUUUACUAGAUUUGAUUUAAAACCUCAAGAAUAUUUAUGCGUGUUCUUUAUGAAUAUAUAA
Haemonchus placei is the source of this 411-nucleotide messenger RNA. NCBI's taxonomy places the organism in Eukaryota, Metazoa, Nematoda, Chromadorea, Rhabditida, Trichostrongylidae. The record is from the annotation of a GenBank genome assembly.